AUUAAAAAUAAUGUUCUAACUAAAUUAAAGGCAUUACAUCUUCCACUAGAAUACCUGAUUGGGCAAAGUAUGGAUGGUGCUAGUAAUAUGAGAGGUGUUAAUAAGGGAGUACGGGCUUUAAUAUUUAAAGAAGCUCCUAAAGCUAUUUAUGUCUGGUGCCAUGCUCAUAGGCUUAAUUUAAUUGUUAUUCGUAUAUGUGGAUAUGGGAAUGAAAUUAAAAAAACUAUGGGAAUUUUAGAUGAAUUAUAUAAUUUUAUGAAUGGAGUUAAACGCCAGGGUGUUUUUACCAAAUUUCAAAUGCAAAAAACCAAAAAAUCUCUCAAAAGAAUAAAAAACACAACAAGAAAUUGGGCAUCAUCUUUCAAAGCAUUACAAAUUUUUUUAGAUGUUUAUGAAUAUAUAAUAGCCUCCUUGACAGAGUUAAGCAAUUCUGAUGACGCAAUCACAUUUUCAAUUUCUGAGGGAUUGCUAUCUAGAAUAAAACGAUAUGAUUUUAUUUUAGGAUUAUUUAUUUUAAGAAUAAUCUUAAAAUGUACACAUGAAACUUGCAUUGAAAUGCAGGCAAUUGGAAAUGAUUUAGCAAUGAUGAUUAAAUUGAUCCAACAUACAAAAAAUAAAUUCCAAAGAUUAAGGGCAAAUGGUGAUAAUACAUUAACAUCAUUACAUACCGAUGUUAAAUCAUUUAUGGAUAAGAAUAAUGUUACAACCGAUAUUUAUAAUAUUAAGUCAAUAUUUAAAUUGGAUCAAAAAGAGUUUGAUAAUUAUAUUGAACAACAAAAAGAAAAAUAUAAAAAUGAAAAUUUUUACCCAGUGAUUAAUAUGAUCAUUGAACAAUUAAAUGAAAGAUUUAAUUAUGAAUCAUUAAACUUUUUAAAUCAGAUUUCUAUUUUUACUCCUGAGGGAUUAGCAGAUAAUGAGAAUAUAAUUUCCCAGAUAUCUGAAAUUGUGUGUUUAUAUAAUUUUGAUGCACAGAAAAUUAUAGAUGAAUUUUCCAAUUUUAUACCAUUAUACUUAGAUUCCUUAUCAAUCAUUUAUAGUAAAGAUUUAAUCAAUAUUAGAAAAAAUGAUACCUUAUAUGAUGAAAGUGAAAACAUUAUAAAUGAUAGUAAAAUGACCGAGGCUGAAAUAUUCAUUUAUUCUACCAUAUAG
Gordionus sp. m RMFG-2023 is the source of this 1149-nucleotide messenger RNA. RefSeq lists its product as uncharacterized. Lineage: Eukaryota; Metazoa; Nematomorpha; Gordioida; Chordodea; Parachordodidae. The transcript is spliced from 5 exons. The record is from RefSeq and is a predicted model, not a curated record. The coding region runs from base 70 to 1149 and encodes 359 amino acids.